CAUCGUAAUGUUAUUUAAGGAAAGAUAGAGUAUGAGAGGAAGAAGAGAACUGUCAUCUUUACGCUAAAAUCUCACGAAGACGACGACAGAGCUCAAAUUCUAGAUGGACCGUCACUGCUCAAACUACGCCGUCGUUUUGUUCGUAAUUCUGGUUUCCCUGAUAGCCGACGGGAGAGAGCUCCGGCCGUCGGAGCACGGCUUGGGGAAUCAGGACUCAUCUUCGGGAAACACGUCGGAGAUGCACACUUUCUUCGGUGGUUCGCCGGAGUCUUCGGAGCUGCCGGAGGCCAGGAAUUUUACGGCCUCUUUGUGGAACGGCGUCGCCGGCGGCGGCAGAAGUAUCGGAGGGAGUUCACGUGACGGGAAAAAGGAUGACGCGAUAAGAGAGGCGCUGUUUGUGGCCAGCAUGGUGUGUGGACUAACCGGCGUCGUUUUGGUCGUCGCCUCCGCGUUCCUCCUCAUUUUCCGGCUCCGGAAACGGAAAAGUGAAACGACGUCGUUGUCAGAAGCUAACGUCGCCCAGAAGUAAAUGGAUGUGUACCGCGUAUACUGUAGUGCGUUCCAUCCAAAUUCCAAAAGCAAAAAAGCGGAUAUUUCUCAUCUUUUUAUUUUUUUCUCCUUUUUAUUCCCAUUUUUGUUAUUAUUUCUUUCUUAACUUGUAAGUUUUAACUUACUUUCCAAAAAAAAAAAAAAAACACUUGUAAGUUUUAACCCUCAUAUUAUCCAUGUACAUUGAUGAUAUUUGGUUGGAAAGAUUGAAUUUUUAUGCAUGUUUUGUAUAA
Molecule: messenger RNA, 782 nt
Organism: Ipomoea triloba (trilobed morning glory)
Lineage: Eukaryota; Viridiplantae; Streptophyta; Magnoliopsida; Solanales; Convolvulaceae
Exons: 1
Coding region: 104-529 (141 amino acids)
Source: RefSeq, a predicted model, not a curated record